UAUUAAUGCUAGGUAAUUGUGUAACCUACGACUCAAAGUAAGUGUGUAUGUACACUAGGAGAGACUAUAUAAACAGAUAUUUAACUCAUAGUGAUGAGCCGUAUUACAUCUCUACUGCGAAGAACAUUCGCAGUGGCAAAAGAGCAUGUCGGCACGGAUCAUUUAGGAAAUAAAUACUACUAUAUACCCGAGCAGAAGUCCUGGACUGGACGGGUCAUCCGGACCAGACGCCUAGUAGAAGCAGCCAAUCCAAAUGAGUUUGAGUACAUGGAAGGAAGCAUUCCUUCUGAAUGGGAUGCUUGGAUCAGGGGCAGGCGGAAGCAGCCACCUACAAUAGAGGAGUUGCUACAGAAUGAAUGUUACAGGGAGCAGAUCAAAGUCAGAGCUAUAGAGGCAGAGGAGAAGGAUAAAACCCUGCAGGCAAAACAGUAUGAGGAAGGUUUGGUGGCCCAACCUGUUCAGACUCAGGUCAAAGGUCAUGCUUCUGCCACACAGUUUGGACAGACUGAAUUCAGUGAGGAACCCGUAAGCACUGCAAACACAUUCCAGCCUGGGUCCUGGAUGCCUCCAGGAAGCAAAAAAUAGGUUUAUUUGAAACCUCCUUUGCCAUCUUCAAGUAAAUUUGCAGUUUAAGUGAAAUAGUAGUUUUGCUGAUUUUCAAUGCACCUCAGCACUUCUUGAUAUAUAUUCAGUACUGGUUCUCUUGAGACAAUUGAUAACCACUGCAUGUAAUGACUGGUUGGCUUGCUAUUUUUUUUUAGUUUAAAGGAAUAUUUUCUCCAGAGAUUUCUGAAAAUGUACAAACCCUCAGACUAUCCAAGAUGUAGGUAAGUUUCUUCAUCCAAAUAGAUUUAGAGAAUUUGGAGUCCAGACAGCUGAUGAAAACAUGACAAUGUAACAUCGCAAAGCUUUCAUGAAUUGAAAAGCUCCACAUUAAGAUGUUUUUAACUCCAAACCGUUGCUUCCAAGUAAAUUAUGAGUCCUCUAUCCAUAAUAUUGCCUUUUCCUUGUCUAAAUCAGAAGCCAAAGCAGUUCUAAACAAAUAUGUCGAUCAAAUUUUGAUGUGAGAUGAUGACAGGGGAUGGCCUUUUUCACUAAAGGAAGCAUUAUUAUUGAUUCUAGACUUUGAAGUAAAAACUUCAGUGUUAAAAUAAUAGAUGUUAUCUUGCAAACAUGCAGCUUUUUACUUCACAAGAUAUUAAUUGACGGUCUGGAGUGAUGUCAAUUAUGUGCAUUAUUGUAAAGUUUUUCCUCUAGUUCUCAAAGAACCUAUCACUGUGGAGGAUCAACUGGAUAUUAGUGUGAUGUAAUGCUAAAUUUCUCCAAAUCUGUUCUGAUGAAGAAACAAACUCCUCUAAAUCCUUGUAAAAUGAUGUAAAGAAAAAAUGAUAUGCUGCUAUUUUUCUGUGUGUAUUGCAUCAGGAUUGUUUCAAAACCAAA
Carassius carassius (crucian carp) is the source of this 1440-nucleotide messenger RNA. Its product is annotated as NADH dehydrogenase [ubiquinone] 1 alpha subcomplex assembly factor 2-like. Gene Ontology annotation, cellular component: membrane. The transcript is spliced from 4 exons. NCBI's taxonomy places the organism in Eukaryota, Metazoa, Chordata, Actinopteri, Cypriniformes, Cyprinidae. The record is from RefSeq and is a predicted model, not a curated record. Bases 94 to 585 code for a protein of 163 amino acids. Gene Ontology annotation, biological process: mitochondrial respiratory chain complex I assembly.